This is a messenger RNA of Scedosporium apiospermum, 288 nucleotides long. RefSeq lists its product as uncharacterized. Gene Ontology annotation, biological process: protein insertion into mitochondrial inner membrane. Lineage: Eukaryota; Fungi; Ascomycota; Sordariomycetes; Microascales; Microascaceae. The transcript is spliced from 2 exons. The record is from RefSeq and is a predicted model, not a curated record. Gene Ontology annotation, cellular component: mitochondrial inner membrane. Bases 1 to 288 code for a protein of 95 amino acids.
AUGUCGUUCUUUGGAAUGGGUCGUCCUCAGCCCUCUUCGGAGGAGAAGAUUGCGAUGAUGGAGAAUGAAAUCAUUGCUAUGUCUGACCUCCACAACCGCCUCUCCAAGAUCUGCUCCCGAAAGUGCAUCCCCACCGACUACCGCGAAGGCGAGAUCAACAAGGGCGAAUCCGUCUGCCUCGACCGCUGCACGGCGAAGUUCUUCGAGGCGUACAUGAAGACCAACGAGCUCAUGCAGCAGUACGGUCAGCAGAUGCAGUCCGGCGGCAAGAUUGGCGGCCUGAAAUAA